AUGUUACAGCUUUUUGUCCUCAAUCUUUGCUUCACUAUAGCCUGGAUUGACUUGGCGCCGGUUGUAGACUUUGCAGCUGAGCACUUCCAAAGCUCAGUGCCCGCGAUCAACUGGUUCUCUACAUCCUUCUUCCUCGCUGCGGUUAUAACUCAGUACCCAGCGUCUUUUGUCGCGCGCAGAGGCUUAAAGCUUUCUAUGCUUGCCUCCGGUGCUUUCAUGGUAGGAGGCACAUGGCUGAUGUAUGGAGGCACUCGGAUCAAAAGCUUUGGCAUGGCGAUGAUAGGACAUUGCGUUAUCGCUAUAGGACAACCCUUCUCGCUCAUCCUCGCAGCUCCCUUCUCAGACGCAUGGUUUCACUCUGGGAGUAGAGCUACCGCAACAGCGGUCUCUGGACUAGCCACUAUCUUAGGCAGCACGAUCGGGCAGUUCAUAAUUGCGGCAUGGGUAAAGUCUAAAGAUGAUGUGACAUCGGGAAUCCUGUAUCAGAGCAUUCUCUUGUCAACUGUCUGUUUCACGAUCCCUUUCAUUCCCGCAAAGCCUCCUACACCUACAGCUCGAAAUGUCGUGCAUCAAACGUCUUUAUCCCACAAACAGGAAGUAAAAAUGCUUCUCUCGAGACCCGAAGUCUACUUUGCUGGUAUCCCCUUUGCACUCACGUCGGGAGUCUUCAACGCCAUGUCCUUUCUUCUCUUUCAGAUUUGUAUGCCGUACGGGUUCACCAUCGACCAAUGUGUUCUCGCUGGUCUCCUGCUCAUCGUCCCAGGCUUAGUGGUCUCUCUUCUGGCGGGGAGGCUUGCAGACAUGUUCAGAUGUCAUCUUGCCUUACUGAAAGGGCUUGCGUUAUUAAAUGGUGCUGCCCUCGUCGCAUUUAUUUGGGUUGCACCUUCUGGGAAUAUUGGCUUCCUGAAUAGUGUUAGCACUAUCCUCAGUAUCGGUGUGAUUGCACCAAGUGGUGUGGCCAUCGAAUUCAUCACGGAAAUCAUAUAUCCGCUUAAACCGGAACUUGCUCUGGCGGCCAUGUGGGGUACUGGACAACUUUUGGGGGCAGUCUUUACAAUUGGCUGUGGGUAUAUGAAUGACGCCAAUGGCGGUCUACAGCCAGGCGUCUAUCUUAUGGUUGCGCUGGGCUUAGUAGCUGUCCCGCUGACAUGGUUGCUCGGGCUUUGGGGUAGACGGGAGUUUGUACAACUUGGGCGUACUGCAGUUCAGGGUCAUCUAUAG
This is a messenger RNA of Fusarium proliferatum ET1, 1221 nucleotides long. RefSeq lists its product as uncharacterized. Gene Ontology annotation, molecular function: transmembrane transporter activity. The record is from RefSeq and is a predicted model, not a curated record. Bases 1 to 1221 code for a protein of 406 amino acids. Gene Ontology annotation, cellular component: membrane. The transcript has a single exon. NCBI's taxonomy places the organism in Eukaryota, Fungi, Ascomycota, Sordariomycetes, Hypocreales, Nectriaceae. Gene Ontology annotation, biological process: transmembrane transport.